Molecule: messenger RNA, 462 nt
Organism: Exserohilum turcica Et28A
Lineage: Eukaryota; Fungi; Ascomycota; Dothideomycetes; Pleosporales; Pleosporaceae
Exons: 3
Coding region: 1-462 (153 amino acids)
Cellular component (GO): mitochondrion
Molecular function (GO): fatty acyl-CoA hydrolase activity
Source: RefSeq, a predicted model, not a curated record
AUGGCCCUCGAGGCCCUCAAGGCGCGUCGUCGCAGCGACUACAAGUUCCUGCUCGAGUACCGCACGCGAUGGAGCGACAAUGACAUGUACCACCACAUGAACAACAGCGUCUACUACUACCUCUUCGACUCGGUCGUCAACACGUACCUGAUCCAGCACUGCUCCCAGCACCCCCCUACCUCGCCCUACAUCGGCCUGGUCGUGCAUUCACAGUGCGACUACUUUGCCCCUGUGGGAUUUCCUGAUGUCGUCGACAUGGCCUUGAGGGUGAACAAGCUGGGCAAGAGCUCCGUGACUUAUGAGAUUGCCGUCUUCCAAAGAGGCCAUGAAGACGUCAAGGCCGUGGGCGAGUUUAUCCACGUCUUUGUUGAUCGCGACAGCCGACGCCCGGGAAAACAGGGCAUGCCUGAUGCACUGAAGACAGGGCUGGAAAAGCUGCUGGUGACCAAGUCCAAGCUGUAG